Molecule: messenger RNA, 3488 nt
Organism: Porites lobata
Lineage: Eukaryota; Metazoa; Cnidaria; Anthozoa; Scleractinia; Poritidae
Source: the annotation of a GenBank genome assembly
AUGUGGUUAUUUAUUGUGCUCUCACUAAACACCUUGCUAAGCUUCCACCUUUGGCAAGCAGAAGCGAAGUUGAAGGACGGUGAUUGUGAAGGUCAGUGUGCAAAAUCUCAUGUAGUUGAUAGACUUCAGCUGUUUUUUGGACACGUAUGGAUAAAGUUAGAGCAGGAACCUCUUUUGAUCAGAAUCCUUUUAACCUGAUAAACAGAUCUAUUGUACAGCUUUGCGACUUUGACUAGGUAGAUAGAAUUAAGAUCAGGAUUUCUAUGACAGUGUAUAAUCUGAGUUUCAACUUGAUUGAGUUUAUUGUUGGGUCCAAAUCAAUUUUGAUCUUAAAAUGCAAAUAAGCUUAAAUUGGUAUAUGUGGAUAGAAAAAAUGGUGACCAAACACACCUGGUUGGUAAAAAGUGAAACAUGAUUCUAAAGAAGGAGAAUGCUUGUUCAAAUUUAGCCAUUUUUGGUCAAGACAUCGAGUGAUACUAUGCUUUGUGUGUGACGUUUUAUACUUAUAACAGUUUUUUGUGUCAAUUGUCCGGCUGAAUUUUUGUGGGAAUAGGCCAGAUGCUUGAUAUCUGUUACAAAAAUACGUGAAAAUAUACAAAAAAAAUUGAUGUUUGAAAAUCCUAUUUUCUGAGCGUGGUUGACCCCCUGUUAAUGAUUAUGCCUUCUCAUAAAAGAGUCAAAUGUUUUGAUCUUGUUUUUCAGUCUGUAUAAAGUUCCUUACUAAUUUUGCCGGUAAACUAUCCAGUGAUGACUUGUCAGAUCUUACCAAAAUCCAGGACAAGUUAAAGGCAACUUGCAAGAAAGCAAAAACCAAAGAAAACAGAUUUGUAAGUAAAAGAACCCUGUUGAAAGCUAAUGGAUCUUUACGCUUAGACACAUCAACAUGCUGCGUGGGAAGAAUGAGAGUUGUACUCCAGGGCUCAAUCUUGUACAUAGCUGAAUCAUAAACUCCUCUGUCGUGUUGCUUAAAAGAAAGGAGCAGAUAAUACUUUAAAAGCAGUAUACUGUGAAUAGUGUUAAUUAACAAUCAACUGGAUUUGCCUGUGGUUGAGAAGUCGAGUAAUGCCUGGCCUCUGCUAUCUAUUUUAACCCUUUUUAAAAAGCCCUAAGAGUGAUCAGCAUCAAAUUUCUCCUUGUAAUAUCAAUGCUUUAUAAAACAGAGUUGUCAUGAGAAUUACCGACAUGAUCACGCAAGAUGAAUUGGCUCGAUAUUUUAUCAACUUCUUCCCACUAUUUCUGUAGGAAAUGAAUAGGGGCAACAAAUGAGAAUUCAAAUUUUGAUCUUAGUGUUUAAAGGGUUAAUCAACUUCACUGAGGCACCACCAGGUAUAUCCCUUCUGCCCGCCCCACCCCACCUUCCCCCAGGAAUAAUGUGCAUUAUUUUUUUCACUAGUGUUACUACAUUGGAGGAACAGCUGAUGCCGCUACUGGGAUGUUAAAGGAAGUUGUCAAGCCCCUGAGUUAUCACAUGCCAGCAGACAAGAUCUGUGAGAAGCUUAAAAAGCAAGAUGCACAGAUCUGUGAGCUUCAAUAUGGUGAGUGAGAAAAUCAAUAUGUGGUCUCAGCAUGCAAAUAAAGUAGUGUCUGAUAGCCCAAGGCUAGAGGAUAUUCCUAUCGAACUACUGAUCGUAAAUUCCCCAACAGGAAAAUGAAGUUUUUUGGAGAAUUUAAUUUACAGAAGAACUGUAGUCAAUCCUGUCUAGGCUAAAAUCCAAAAAAUUCCCAAAAUCUGGGAGACUGUACCGCCUGGUCUCAAGUGUCUGCCAUAUCAUAAGUUUAAGAAAGAAUGAAAGUCCUGUCUUCUAACCAACCAAAUCUGACCUUGCUUUUAUGUUCUAUCACUGAUAUUAUCUGAGAUUUUAUUCCUCUCUUUACUGCUGCCAAUUAUUUCAACAUGAUGGUGUCCAAAAAGAAAGCUCUUGCUACUUUGGACACUGUACACAAAUGAACUUAACAUCUUUUAGUUAAUUAUUAUUUGUCAGCUACUUUAUUUUCCUACCUACGUACACUUAUGUAAAUAUCUUAUAUAGUGUGAAAUAAAGAAUUGAAUUGAAUUGAAUUGAAUUAAUUGAAAUGGCUCUUGAGCUAGUACGUGCUAGUUAUAUCUUUCCCGAACAGCAAAUUAUAAGACUGACUAUCUUUGCACCCUGGGUCUGUUAUUGGUAACAGCGAAACUCAGCUGACUGGUCUUCUUGAUUAUUCAAACUUUUUGCAAUGUUCUGGAACUAAUGCACUUUGUUUUCAUGGUUGCAGACAAGCAGAUAGAUCUGAAUAAUGUGGACUUAAAGAAACUGCGAGUUAAACAACUCAAAAAGAUCUUGAGUGAUUGGGACGAAGAUUGUGUUGGAUGUUUAGAAAAAUCAGACUUUAUAAAGAAGAUUGAAAUGCUUAAAAAAGAACACACCGAGCUCUGAUUAGUUUUGUAGUUCUAAAUAACUUAAAUGAAAGAUUUUCUAGACUGCCUGUUCAUUUAUUAAUAUUUCUGAAAUUUAUACUACUUGUAACUUCUGCAAAAGCUGCAGCCCCAGAGUCUGAUUAGUGGCCUAUUUUUGUCUGCUUUCACUAGCUCAUUAUUGUGAGACAGGAGGAUUAGUUUGCUAUCAAAGACCUUAAUUUUAUUAUUGAAGCCCCAGUAUCCGCAUACAAGUUCUCCCAACUGAUCUCCAUGCAUUUCCUUAAAUAUUUAGUUGAGAGAAUUUGAUAAAAGGUCAAAGCAUUUUUCCUUUGGUGAUUACUUUAAUGGUUUUCAUGAUCUUUUCUCAUAAUGAUGUCUUGGCACUGUUAGGAGAAAAUUUAUGUGGCUCAAAUUUGGGACUUGAAGGGUUUAAAAAGGGAAAGACUACUUUACAGUUGUACAGUGUUUGCUCCGCAUUCCGUCCUUUGAAAAAUACCACCGUGGGUGUAUAUAGGACUUUUCUCUUUUCAUGUGGAACUAGUUAGCGUAAGGAAAGCUUUGCUGUAUUGGAUUGAGAAAAAAGUCAGCUGUAAAGUUACCUAGUGGUGGUAAAAGGGUAUCACGCAUUGCUUUUCAAAUAUGGGACUUAUGAUCAAAUCACCAGUUUUCCCCUUCCCCCUAAGUUCUUUGUGUGUUCUAUGCCACUUGAAAUGGCUAGCGGGUACUAUAGGAAAGCUAAGUUCUCUGUCUUCAAAAAUGAUCUGGGUAUUAUCUCAGAUAAAAACAGUCAUGAUAGUAAGGUUUUAAAAAUAGGUCAUCUUACCUUUAUUACAGCAUUUGGUUGUGCAAGUGCCGUCAUUGUAAGUUUCUUCCAAUUUUUGGAAUGAAGCUGAGGUAACAUGUAUGUAUAUUUAACUUCAUCGUAAAGGAAUUCAGAGAAAAUUUUAAUCAAGUUUGAUAUAUUGCCACAAACUUGUUUACGUUUAGCCUUUCAUUUUGUGACAAGGUCAAAUAAAAAAAUUUCUAGCCUUCAGUGUGAUGCCUUCUGUUCAAUCAUUUUCUUCUGACCAGUAUCACAUGACCAUAAUGUGGG